This is a messenger RNA of Poeciliopsis prolifica (blackstripe livebearer), 4504 nucleotides long. RefSeq names its product coiled-coil domain containing 142 (gene ccdc142). The coding region runs from base 325 to 3615 and encodes 1096 amino acids. The transcript has 15 exons. NCBI's taxonomy places the organism in Eukaryota, Metazoa, Chordata, Actinopteri, Cyprinodontiformes, Poeciliidae. The record is from RefSeq and is a predicted model, not a curated record.
AACAGCGUUCCUUCUGCCUACCGACAGAUCUGUUGAUGCUCUUUAAUCCAAAGGAUUUUCGUUUAACCUGAUUUUUCCCCCCAAUUUCAGACUUGAAAUUGAACGUAGCAUGAACACGGGAUUAAAAAGCGCUCCUGUUCUGUGCAGAUUAUGGUGACAGACAGGCGCAGAUCAGCGCAAUGCUGCGUUUGUGCGGAACAUUUCCGUAGAACUUUCAACGUCUUACAAGCUCUGAGGCUAAAAGCUAGCUGGAAUAAGCUGUCCCCGUCCAAGACGCACCGUUGGUGGGAGAAGUAACGAGAUGUUGGUGAAAAGUAACUGGUCAUGUCACGGUCCCUGCAGCAAGCAGAGAUUCUGUUCAGAAGUACUUUUAAUCCCAGUUUGAAGUGUCUGUUCCAUGUUCCGAGUCGAGAUGAAGAGGAGGAAAACCUUGUUGUGGCUCACAACCUUGUGUCGCGCUCCUCUGCACGUCUGCAGCGACUGCAGCAGCAUCUUCUGUCAGUGGUGUUACAGGGCCCACCGGUGGAAGGGGGCCAGAUGAGGUCCCUACCUGGGCAGUACAGAGCUCUGUGGAGGCUCUUUGAGCAGCGAUCUUUGCUGCUCUUCAUACAUGAAUACACCAGAAGGCUUCAUCUGUCAACAGCUUUCAUAUCCAGACUGAAACACUUGUUGCAGCAUCAGCUCAGGGAACUUCACUUCAUGCAAACUCAGGUCCUGCCCGGCUCACCUUCAUCCAGAAUCAGCCUCGUCUCUCUAAGUCAGGAGUUCCGACUUCAUCUGAACCACUGGAGUUUCAUCACCAGCCGAGUCCAUUCUGACCACUAUCUGAGACAGGCACUAGUUUCACACACCAAAAUGCUGGAGGAGAUGAAACAGACUCUAAACUUACUUGGUCUACAGCUUUUGUUCCUAAUGGAGCAAUGUGUAUGUGGUAUUAUGUCUGUUAUUGGGAAGACUGAAUUGGACUUGGUACCCAGAGAAGUUCUGGAGGACAUUUUAUCAGGAAUAGACCUGUACAGUCAGGCUGUAGAGGAGCAUAAAGUCCAGCUGAGGAUGUUAGUUUUGCAGGAGGCACAUAAAUCCAAAUCCUUUAGCAGUCUUCCAAAGAUUAUAGGACAUCGUGCUUCCGCUGUGUCAGUCAGAGGUCUGAUGAGUGUCUUGGCUGUGCAUCGGGCAGAAAUGAUUGCCAGACUACUGGAGCUGUGGAUUUCUGAGGAGAGCUGUCAUGUUUGCAAGGUUCAUUGCACUCACCAAACAUUCUGUGAUGACUUCAGGAGUCCAGAGUCUGAAUGCAGUUGUAGCUUUCCCAAGUGGACAUGGCAACAGCUGUGGCAGACAUAUCUGACUUCCUCUCCUCUUCCUGUCAGUAUUCAGCCUUCUGUGCAGAUGUUAUCACAGCAAACAUCUGAUAAAUACUCCCCUAUUUGCAGCCCUAAUCGCUUCUUGCAGAGUUCUGCUUUAGAAAUUCAACUCCCUGUUUUGGUGAAACUGUCUCCUUUCCAAAAUAAAGAAGAAAACUCAAGAAAACCCAGAACCAGCCAGAGCCAAACAUGCAUACCUCAGUCUGGACUCACUCGGUUCAGUGCAGAGGCAGCUCAGUCUAACCUGGAAGGUUUAGGAAACUGUGACUGUCCUUCACCCUCUGUAGCCACCUCCCAUCAUGCCUCAGCCCUGCCUCCUCAGUUGGACCAGUCCUCUGUAGAACCACUGUUUCAGGUCCUCAUGACCUCCACUGACCUGCUGACUCCACUGACACUUCAAAGGCCAACCUCAGAAGAAGCAGCUGCUCAGCUCAUCUCAGUCUCAACUCCUGGUGUGGCUGCUUGGAAGGCUGGAUCAGUCGGUGUAACUGCAGCAGCUCAGCGUGAGACGUUCAGCCAGCAGAAUGUCAUUGGGGCCAACACACAGGACUGGACCUGGGACAAAACGGCAUCGGGAGCAGAUGCUCCAGAAAGUUCUGGUGUUCAGAAGGAUGAGGACUUGAGGAGAGGAGGCAGAGAUGGAACAAGGUUCAGCACUGUGGAGCCAGAGUGUGUUGGUGGGCCUCACUCCGUGCAGUGGAUGGACAUGGGUCGAUCAGUUCUCCUUGCUGAUCUGGUCCAACACUAUCAGUCUCAACUGUUGGUCUUCUGCACUAACGCUCUGUGGCUUAAACGCCACACAGCAGCAGCAGGAAACGCUGCAGGCAGCAUCAACCUUCAAGAUGAUCAUAGGAGCUUCCAGACCCUGCACAGCAUUACUCAUGCUUUAGAGACAGGUCUGUUUCCAAAGGCGUUCCGAACCAUACUGGAGAACUUCAGGCUGUAUUUGUUUGUCCAGUCGGCACACACCCACUGGGACUCUGUGGCAGGCAGAGGUUUGGGUUCGGCCCUGAAGGAUAAAUGUGUCAGCAGCUUUGCAGCAGCAACUUCAAGCGAAGAGGGAAAUGUCCUGAUAUCUCAGACCAUGGCUCACUUCCUCCAGCUCCUCCCUCCACUGCUGUCGUCUCUGUGCUGUUGCCAGUCAAACAGCUCAAUGUGUGAAUCUUUUGGCCUCCUCCAGCCCAGCUGUGUACUACAGAGAUGGACUGUUGGUUUGCUGUUUGCUUCGAUCCAAAUCUCUACAGUCUGGAUCAUGUCCAAAGCACAGCAGUUCCUUUCUUCAUGGAGUCCUAAUAAGUUCCUUCUCGUCACCCAGGGAGAUCUCAGAAUGUUGUUGGAGAGCCUGGAUAAGACAAUUGGUCAGACAAAGUCCCCACUGCUGAGUUCAGACUGUGACCAUCAUCCCACUCUGCAGAGCCACAGUCAGCAUCUACAGAGGCUCCAACUGGAAGCUCUUGAUCGGGCUGCAUGUGAGCUGCAAGCAUUCUCCUCUAUGGUGCUGAGCAACUUCUCUACUGACUGCAAGCGGAUGUCUGGGGAGAUCUUUGAACGCACCAUGCCGUCUGCAGGAUACUGGAGGCCGAGCCAGAGGACGGGUUUUCCCAGCAGUCCCAGUGAAUAUGCAUCUCUGGCAGCUCAGACUGUGAUUGGCCAAGUUCUAGAGGCUGUUGCGCCAUUGUCAGAAGAUGCUCACGUCCAAGCACUAGCUGUCACGAUGACGGCUUUCAUGGAGGCAUGGAUGGAGCACAUAUUACGGCAGAAGAUCAAAUUCAGUCUGCAGGGGGCGCUGCAGCUGAAGGAAGACUUUGAUUCUGUCCGGGAGAUGAUCAAGUCUGACAAGUAUGGUCUGUCAUCCGAACUUCACCAGAGACUUCUCAGCCUCAGUGUUUUUCAGCAGGUAGACUCGGCGCUUCUAUGUUUGCUGCAGCAGCCACAGGCCAAGCCGUACCUGCAGCGCCCAGCCUGGGAGUCGUUCACACGGUGCUGUCCAGUUAAAGGCAGCAGAGACAGCUUGGAUACUGCUGCUGUGGGCAGUAAUAUAACCAACCUGGGCUGUGUGGAAGGUGAAGAGCUGACUCAGUCUGAUCAGACUGUCCACCGUCCAGUGGACACAUCUCGCCCUGCAGAGCCUUACCUGGCUUUAAGUACGGUGUUGGGCGCCACCCACCAGGAGUGGUUGGACCUCCGGGUCCACAGCAGUACUCGUCGCUGGCGACUGCCUGGACUACAGUGUCUGUCCAAAAUGGAAACCUGAACAGAUCUUAGUCGGGCUGAACAGACUGGCAGUUUCUCUUUAUUUGUUUCUCUUUAUUUGCAAAGUGUUCACCUGUUUGUAUAAUCAAAAAUGUAUUUCACACUAACUGCAUGUGUUUCAUGACAAUAACUUUCAAUCUGAUGUAGCUCAGUAAUCCCAGCCUGUAAAUGGUUUUAAUGGAGUUAGUUUGAAUUUCUCCCUCCAGCAGAUGGAGUCCCGCUACUCAUGCUGCCAUCUGGCAGACUGGGAUUUGAAAAGACAUUUGAUUGAGGGGGAAAAAUGUUAAGAACUAAUCAUGUGGAACUCCUCAUUCAUACAGCUGUUAUUUAGCUUGAACGGUUGCUAAAAGAAAUGGAGAUAAAGUUAGAAAUCCACUGGAGACAGGAAUAGAUAUGGCAGUAGCGUUAAUGCAGCUGAAGGCCUGACUCGUUUCUGAUUCUGGUGUCUGUUUGUGAACCAGGGGCUGAAUUGAGUCGCUCCACUAGCAGCCAUACGGCUAACAAGCAGUUCAUUUGAUUCAGGUGUGUUGGAGCAGGGAUACGUCUACAAGUUGAAGGGAGGCAGAUCUGUUCUCAGAAAGAAUUGGCGGCCAUCUUGUUUUGGCUCCUGGGUAACUGAUCAUUCCAGCUCUAUGUUAAUUAUUGGGCCUGUGUGGAAAUUUUCAAAUCAGUUUAACUGUUGAAAUGUGCUGACUUCGAGGGCUAUUUGGUAACAUAAUUGUGUUGUGAGAAGGUGCAGGUCUCAGCAGUAGCUGCCAAUGGAUUUCUAAUACAUGUACAGUGUGAGACUUGAGUAAUGUUUUUUUUAUUAUUCCUGCCUUUUAAUAAAUACUGUUUACAAAUGGUCCCUGAAAAUUGGAAUUUCUGAAAUAAACUAUUUUGUGUAGAAA